Messenger RNA from Pogona vitticeps (central bearded dragon), 3746 nucleotides. RefSeq names its product TBK1 binding protein 1 (gene TBKBP1). NCBI's taxonomy places the organism in Eukaryota, Metazoa, Chordata, Lepidosauria, Squamata, Agamidae. Gene Ontology annotation, cellular component: cytoplasm. The record is from RefSeq and is a predicted model, not a curated record.
UGAAGAAGGGGGGAGAAAAGGGGGAGAACCGCUGCAAACAGCGCCCCCCCCAUCCUCAAGAAGCACCUCCCCAAAGCAUCUACUUCUUCACAGUCUACAGCUGCUCUCAGGAUGGAUUAUUGUUCUCUGCCGAGCUGGGAGGUGAUUCCAAGUUUGCCAUGUCCUGGUGUUUCCUGCUAAAUGCUCCCCUGUUCUGGACUGUGCCAUGGACUCCAUGUUUGAGGAUGACAUCAGCAUCCUUGCCCAAGAUGGCCUGGUCCAAGAUGAUGAAUGGCUGGACAGCCCUAACACCGACCUCUCGAGUGACAUGUGCUCAGCCUCUCAUUUUGCUCUCAUCACGGCCUAUGACGACAUCAAGAACCGCUUAACGGGACUGGAGAGGGAGAAUGCCAUACUCAAGCGGAAACUUAAGAUGUAUGAGAUCAAAUUCCCCCUGAUCAGUGAAUUUGGAGAGGAGCGCAUCUUCCCUGCUUAUGACUCCAAGGAGACCUCCCUUUUGAAGAGUGAGAAGGCGAACCUCCAGCAGCAACUGAAUCAGUUCCAGCGGGAGUUGCAGAAAAGCAAGGAGAGGGAAGAACAGCUGGCUGAGAUGAUCCAAGCCUAUGAGAAGUUGUGUGUGGAGAAGACCGACCUUGAAUCAGAGCUGGAGCAGAUGAGAGCACUGGUUGAGACGCAUCUGAAUCGGAUCCGAAGUCUAGAGCAGCAACUGAGACAGAGAGAUGGCAACUCAUUCCAGAACCUCAAUUCUCAACUUCAAAACCAGGAAGUCCAGUACUUGUCGCUUCAUGGUGGCCAUGUCCUGGAUCGCUCCAUGAGCUGGCAGAGCCCCAGGGGCCUGGAUCAAGUGGAAGGCUUGGAAGUGCAGAGACUGGAAGCAGAAUUGGAAGAAUCAAGGCAGGAAGUCCAGAGUUCUCAACACCGGGAAGAACAGCUGAAGGUCGAAUGUGAAAGACUGCAAGCUGAAUUGAAGCAGCUGCAGGAGACACGGGCUCAGGAUCUAGCAACCAGUCAGUCGGAGAGAGACAUGGCAUGGGUAAAGAAAGUUGGAGAUGACCAGGUAAACCUAGCUCUGGCAUACACAGAACUGACUGAGGAAUUGUGCCGCCUAAGGAAUCUGAGUUCUAUCCAAAGCCAGAUUCUCCGGACCCUUAUGCAAGAACAGGCCAUCAAUGGUGGUCAGCGACACUCUCCCCAUUCCCAGCGACAUUCUCCUGCCCAGCAGCGCCGCUCUCCAGCCCCUCAGUGCACUUCCCCAGCACAGCAAGGGAGACCUUCCCUUCCUCAAUGCCCAUCUCCAGCCCUACAAAGACGGUCCCCGGCACCACCGCCAUGUCAGUCUCCUGCACAUCAGCGUCGUUCUCCAGCUCCACCUCCUUGCCAGUCUCCUGCUUCACAGCGCCGUUCCCCAGCCCCACCAGCCGGCCAGUCUCCUGCCCAGCAGCGCUGCUCACCAGCCCCCAACUGCUCAUCCCCUAUCACCAUCACCUCACAGCACAGAUCUCCCGGCGGUGAAAGAAGUGUGAUGGAUCUGGGCUAUUCCAAACCCUCAAGCCACCACAUCAAAGCAAGCUUCCAAGGCCGUCGGAGCUACUCGGAAGCGAGCAAUGCAGCUCUGUACCAGCAGCAGAACCGCUCUCUCUGGCUACAGCCAGAAGCUUCUACCUUACCAAAGCACCGUCCUUAUGGCGAGGUUUACGCCAGAGACGCCUUUGAGGACCAUUUGCGCUUUGAGAAGCAGUCCUCAGAUGAAGAAGACUGGGCCCUCCCAAGCCCCCCCAGCCCUGAAGCCGGGGGCAUCCGUUGCGCCUCCUUCUGUGCAGGGUUCCCCAUCCCCGACACCUCCACACACCGGACUGAUGCCUCAUACUGCAGGGCUGAACAUGCCCAGUCCUGGCCCUCAAUCAAUCUGCUGAUGGAGACUGUGGACUCCGACAUCCGAAGCUGCCCUCUCUGCCAGGUGGCCUUUCCCAUUGGUUACCCAGACGAUGCUUUGAUAAAACAUAUUGAUUCACACCUGGAGAACAGUAAGAUCUGAGGUCUGCACCGCUGUCUGUCCUCUUCCAGCUUCCUUAAUGAGACCUGUCCACCUCACCCCAUCCACCUCACUCUUCUUGGAUGCUGCAUGAAAAGCGGUGGCGCAACAGGGGCUUCUCUCUAAAAUACCUCUAAGUCUCCGGUAGACUGAACCGUGAAGAAUUCUGCCUCUCCCUUGCCCUCUUCUCUUCGCCUUGGUUUUUAAAGUGUUUUCCCCCCUCUCCCUCCUGCUCUUUGGGAGUAGGAUCUGCAAUAUUCCCCUAAUGCUUGAUCCAACUGUAGAGGUUGGAGAGGGAGGGUGAGAAAUAUACUUGCACCAGGCUCCACAGGGCGCAACAACGCACUCAUCCAUCUGAAGGCUCAGAACUGAGGUUUUCUUUGGGAGGGGGGACUUUGUUUACAGGGUUCAGCAUUGGCAUCUGGAAGAUCUCAGGGUAGGAUGAGUGAAAAGUUAACCAUGGUUGUGUGAUUUGGGGUGGAAUGGGUGAGUAGACAUGGACUUUGGCCUACUGAGGGCACAGUCUGUUGCCCAUGUAGUAAGAAAUCAAAAGAUUUUGUUUUGUGCCCACACGGUGCAGGAAUACCCAGGUGGGUCACGUCUCCCCACUUUUCCAGCUAUUAAGAAGGGCAUAUAUUGGAUUGCUUGUUUAUUGGACAUAGAAAGCCUUGGCCUCCAAUCACUGGUUCAAGUGUCUUUGUCUUGGUCUUUUACAUUAAAAGCCCACUUUUAACAAUGCUGCUGAGAAAUAGAGCCAACAUCCAGAAUUGUAGCAUGGACGUUCUAAAGUUAUUGCACUGGACACUGUAACCCACAAUGCUUCCCCCCCCCACCAAAGGAGCUCCUCCUCUCCUCCCAUGCUAAGUUCUUGUGAGUUGCACUGGAGGAACGGUGCACUGCAGACUUGGGUAGAGCUCCAGGAAGUGUCCCCCAUGUGACUGUCUGUGUUCUCUUUGGCGACUGUUUUCCACCUUUCUCCCAACACACUUUCCACCUGGCUUUAGAUAGUUCCUGUAUAACAAGAAUGGUACUUGCUGCAUUCUGACUCAUACCUAAUUCUCCUGUAAUGACAGCAUGUUGACAUUGUUUUUGACAACAGCAUAAAUGUAAAACAUUUUCCAUUUCUGACAUCCACCCUUUCAUUCUCUUUCUCUCUGGCCUUACUAAGCAUAUAUUUUGCUUUACUGAUCUAAACAGCAGGCAUGUUCCGGUUGAUUUCUUGCUUCCGGAUUUGUGGUGCCUCCAUAUUGUGAAAAUUGUCUCCUUGAAAACAGCCUGCUCAUAUAUCAGGCUUUGGUGAAAAAGAAAAAAACGGGGGGAAAAGAGCUGCACGAACUUCUCCUUCUUAAGCAACUGUCUUCCUAUCAGAAAGCUCUUAGCAAUGUGUGUGUUGAGAUUUAUAGGCUGCCUUAUCCCAAGGGCUGAGGAGGCCCAAUGGUAAAUAGUCUAAUUUCUGUGGGCAUUAAGGAGAAUAGAAUCUUAAAAAUGAAACAGAAUCAAAGGAGCUUUUUAAAAAACAUGUAGUUCAGGGGUAACGUAUGGUAUAAGCUGCAUGCAGUUCCCCAGCCCAUUUUUGCAGCCUCCCAGCACCCUCAUCUCCCCCUCAUUAAAGAAAAUGUCUUGGAAAAACUUUAUUUGCUCAAGAAGUCUCAUUGUGUCCUCUAAGGCAGUGGUCCCCAACCUUGGGCCUCCAGAUGUUCUUGGACUUCAACUC